Molecule: messenger RNA, 4881 nt
Organism: Fusarium fujikuroi IMI 58289
Lineage: Eukaryota; Fungi; Ascomycota; Sordariomycetes; Hypocreales; Nectriaceae
Product: related to general RNA polymerase II transcription factor TAF12
Exons: 1
Coding region: 1-4881 (1626 amino acids)
Source: RefSeq, a predicted model, not a curated record
AUGUCGGGCCUACCAGAGGGCUGGGAGUCCGACUACGAUGGCCGACGCUGGUUCUACAAGUACAAGCCAACGGGGCAUAUUCAGUACCACUUCCCAAAGGAAGGCGACGAGUUUCCCGACUUCAUAGAUACGUUUUCGCCAGCGCCAGUCCUUGCGCCCGAAGAACGUCUCGAAUCGCAGCAGCAGAUGCGAAGAUAUGCGAGCACGACUACACCUGCGAGGUUGAGCCCGAAAAAGGAAGAUGGAGGUUAUGGUAUGUCGGCUACGGCGCGGCCCGUAAGCAUGACAUGGGAUGGUGGGUUUGAAGAUGAGGAGAAUGGGGUGUUUCAGCCAGAAAACUUUAUGUAUCUGGGGCCUGGCACUUAUAAUGAUGUGAGCCCACUGGCAGAGGAGGAAGAGGAGGCUGCGAGACGGGUUGUUGCCGGCGGAAUUGAAGGAAGAGUUGAGAAAAGCACCCCUAAAGGUGUGAGUCCUCUAAACAGCGAGAGGACGACGCCUGCUCAAGGGACAACAAUCGCAGGUCCGGUUACAGGAGAACCUGUCUUGGUGCCGCCUACAGUUGUUGAAGAAAUCCAUGAGAUGCCAGUUGUCGAGCCUCCUCGGCUGCAUGACCCGGUGGGCAUUAUCGCCGAGAUGCCGACAAACGACACAGCUCAGGCCCAUAUUGAGAAACACCCUCCACCAAUCGAGAUGGCGGAUAACAUGGUCCUGGCGCCUAUUGAGACUGCAGUUUCUAUGAUGGCUGAGCUACCAGAGCGAACCAGCCCGAAAACCAAGAAAAAGGAGGAACCACAGCUUGCGCCGGGAUCAUUGCGGGACUAUGGCGCACAAAUGCAGCCCUUACGGAUAUCCAAGAAGCCUGCUGAGGAGACACCGCCUGGCUUUCAAUCAUAUAAGCCAGCGGAUAUUUCUGUCGAUAUACCACCAAACCCAGCGCCUCUUCGACGAGCGACUUUCCAACCCGAGGGUUCUGUGUUGGAUGCAAGUCCUGUUCGGCCACCUGAUAGAGGUCAUUCUGGUACGCCCAAUGUCCUGUCGCCGCCUCAGGUACCACCAAAACGUCCUCUCGAUGAGCCUUCACUGCCUCAAAUACCGCCAAAGCACCCUGAACAACCUCCUCCCCUGAGCAUUGCCAACAAUGGAUCUUUAGUCCCGGAUCAGCAGCCAGAGCUAUCCCAUAUGCCUUCUGUACUGAAGCCAGCUCGUGGGAAAGCUCCAGGUCAGCAAACUAUGCCCGGUCCUGCAAGAACACCACAAGGACAUGGUUACGUACCACCUACACAAGGGAAACACCCUCCAUCUAUGACUCCAGCACCUCUUGUUCAGCAACAGCCUCUUGAAGAACCGCGAAUGGGUGUUCAAAGGGUCAACACUGUGCCUGACUUGUUGCCUUCGCAAAGACCACAGUCCACCAUUCAAACUGGACAUCAGGUGUUUCCACCCAGUACAAUGAAUCCGCAACAGGUGCCAAAACGACCGGCUAGUGUGAUGCCUGAUAUGAUGGGUGGACAACCCCAAGAACAAAUCCAGGGUCGUUACAAUGCUGGGCCGCAACAAGGCGGAAAUCUACCUUACCGGGGUCCAGUUGAGAAUGUGCCACCAAAAGGUCUUCCACGAUCGGCAACUGCAGGGCCUACAACUCCAUUUCCUCCAUAUCCAGUUGAUAAUCCACCUUAUCCUGAUGAUAGACCAGUCUAUCGCAAAGAUAACCCGCCAUACCCAGAUGAACCUUUUGUACAGAAGCAAAUCCCAGGUCAAGGUUCUGGCGAUCCAUCUCCUCCCAUAGCCAGCAACCGGCGACACUCAUCAUUUAGCUCUGCAGUCGUCUCGCCAGAUUCGAGACACGGCAGUAUGUCAUUUCCUACCCAAACGCCAUCUCCCAUGGAAUAUAGUCGUCGCGCAUCAACCAAUUCAAGCAUCAAUCCGAACUAUACGCCUUCUCCUGUUUCUCAAACUUCGUCGUCAAUGCAGAGUUUCUCACCAACGCCUCCGUCUGUUCCGACCAAUCAGUAUCAACAAGGAUCCUACUUUACUAUGCAAGAUGUUGAAGGUCAAGGCCAUAACAUUGCUGCCCGAGACGUGCUACGCAAGAAAUCUCUAAGUCGAAGCACGGAUGCUAGACGUAGCUCGGUCGGGGCAGACCCUGUUGCUGCCCAACGUGGAUCACCUUUGGCGCAACAAACUGGGCAGGGUCAUAAUAACAAUGUACCUCAGGGAGUAUCACGUUCGCAGUCCCUUCGACAAUUACCUCAAGGAAAUGUUGUACCACAAAAUCAACCUCCCGCUGCGCCUACGCCACCACCACAGGGACAACAAGGCCUAGGACGCAUCGAGGAGUACGAAGAAGCUCCCAGCGCAACAGUGAGUCGGUCUUCGACUGUGAGUGUAUCAACAGACAUGAGGAAGGGAUCGGUAGGUUCGUCGGUACAACCAAGUCCGAUGGGAAGUCGAAGAACAAGUUGGCAAGCUGAAAGCCCGAAAAAUGUUUCACCUGUCCAGUUCCAAGGACAGCAGGGCCCAACACCACAGGGCCACACAGGACAGCCUAUGCAUCAAGUGCAAGCUCCUCCAGGUGCUCCUAUGACAGCUCAGAAUCCGAAGCAGUUGCAGCGAAAGCCCUCACAAGGACAUGCACCCCAACACCAAAACCAACAAAUGUCUGCCCGAGAUUCGAGAGCACCUCAAGGAAUGCCUCCACAGCAAGGCCCUGGAUCACAAGGACAACCUAUACAAGGCCAGGUGAUGCCACCCCAGGUUCAAGGAAAAGCUCCUCAUCCUGGACAGAUAUCUACACCGGUGCAGAAUGUUCUCCAUAAACCUCCUCCUGCACCUACACCAACGCCUCCAGCGUUAGCCCCUAAGCCUACACCAAUGAGGUUGCAAAAGCGCUCGUCUUAUCCAGCCAGUCCAGCAGGACAACUUCCUCCUCAACCCCAGUUCCCGCAGGGACCUGCUCCCCCUGGGCAAAUGCAACAAGGUCCAAUGGCAGGCCCAAUGCCUCCUCAAGGACAACAACAAAUGGCUUAUCAUGGCCAAGGUUCCAACGGGAGAGUGCAACCGCAGGUCCAGAUUCCUCCAAACCAACAACAAUGGCAGCCUGGCAUGCAGCCUAUGACACCUCAGGGCUCUCGCCCAGUCUCUAUGCAGAUGCCACCUCAGGCUUCACAAAGCGCUGGGGCAAAGGAAGGCAAGGAGGGAAAGAAGUGGCUCAAGUGGUUGAAGGGUGGCUCCAAAUCUGUUUCACAUAGUCCAACUACGCCAGUCAUUUCUUCACCUAUAUCACCUGCUGUUGGACGUCCCAGUUGGGGCGGUGGAGAGUAUGCUCAGCAAGCUGUGUGGCAGCCCGGGCAGCCUAUGUCUUCUGCCCAACCAGGCUUCCAGGGAAAUACGGUGCCUCCUCAAUCUCAACCUGGGCAGAUGCGUCAACCAGCUCAACCACCAACGCAGCCCGUCCAGGCACCCCCUCAGCAUGGCCAGAUGGGUUCCAGACCUGGUCAACCACUUCCUCGGACUGGACCACUACCGCAUCAAGCCGCUCAGUUUCCCCAGACCAGUCAAGUGUCUCAGCAGCCAAGCCAAAUGCCUCCCCAAUCUGGACAGAUGCUUCAUCAAGGAGGCCCUCCAGGCCAGAUCCUCCCUCAAACCAUGCAAUUGCCUCCUCAGCAACGGCAACCACCUCAGCACAGACAAAUGCCACUGCAGCAAGGACAGAUAAAUACCCAGCCAGGGCCAGUACCGACUCCAUCGAGCCAAAUUCCUCCUCAAGCAAUACAGUUUCCGCCCCAGAGCCGACAGUCACCUCCCCAGCAGGAACGAAUGCCCACUCAACAGGUCCAAACGCAAUUGCAGUCUAAUCAAAUGAUGUCUCGACCUGGCCAACUUCCUCCCCCAGGUCCAGCACCGAGAGAUCGACAGCCCGAGCCUAGAGGAUACUCAACGGGAGGGCCAUCUGUAGGAGUCUCGGCUACACAGCCUAUGACUCUACCUCCUAAAGUGCCAGAAACUUCCAUGGUUCCUCCUGUCAGAGUUGAACCGAGCAAAAUUUCUCAGUUACAAGCGCCACUUCAAAGACAACCAUCGCCAGCUCAAACAAAAGCUUUGGAACAAGCACCUAUGCCUCAGUCCAAAACUGCUCAGCCGCCUCAACCUCCACAAAUUGCUGCGUCAAACACCCUUCGACCUCAGCCAAGCAGCCAGAGAGCUAUAUCUCCACCCCCGCCUGCCGUGAGUCCCGGCUUGUCUGACGCGGCUGCUUCAUCGAUAAGUCGCAUGUCCUCUUACAGAAGAGACAGCUUCUCGGACGCUGGGUCAAUCACGACCAUCGAGGUGGCUCAGGCCCAGCCACAGUCUGUCUUGAAACCUUCCAUCGUUCAAGUCCACAGGAGAUCAACUGACAUGAUGAACAAGUCUCAGGUCCAUCUGAACAACGACUCUCAGUCAAGCUCGGAUGUGACUCCGAGAAUAUCCACAGAGACUGCUCGUGUGGGAACAGAGGCUGCUCCGCUUCCCUCAAACCUACAAUAUCAGCAGCCUGCUUCUAGACCUGAGCCCAUACCUCAGGUCAAUACUUCCAAGCACAAUGUCCCUACAGCAUCUUUGCCCUCUAAACCCGACGAGCCAAAGUUGGUCCAACCUCCUACACGGGACCAACAUAUGGAAAAGGAGCCAGCACCACGCAAGGCUGAUCAUCACUCUGCGGCUUACGCCAAUUCCAGUGCUCAAAAUCAACAUAACAACAGUAAUACCAAACUGAUUUCGAAUAUACCACAACCAGCACCUGCCAAGCCAGCUGCCCCAGUCGCAGAAGACAAAUGGGCAAAGAAACCAGUAGUAGACUAUUCUGGUGGAGACUGGGGAGAUGACGAUGAUUGGGACUACUGA